This is a messenger RNA of Penicillium salamii, 3009 nucleotides long. Lineage: Eukaryota; Fungi; Ascomycota; Eurotiomycetes; Eurotiales; Aspergillaceae. The record is from the annotation of a GenBank genome assembly.
AUGCCGCGUCUCAUCAAUUGUCUGCUCUUGUUCCUCGCCUGUCUCGGCGCAUCGACACAGGCAAAAGACGAGACAACUCAAUGGCCCCUCCAAGAUAACGGCCUCAAUACGGUCGUGCAAUGGGACCACUACAGCUUCCAGGUCAAUGACCAGCGAAUCUUCGUCUUUAGCGGUGAAUUCCACUACUGGCGCAUCCCUGUCCCAGCCUUGUGGCGUGACAUUCUCGAGAAAAUCAAAGCUGCAGGCUUUACAGCAUUCGCUUUCUACUCUAGCUGGGCCUACCACGCUCCCAACAACGGCACAGUGGACUUCUCCACUGGUGCACGCGACAUCGUCCCCAUCUUCGAGCUCGCCAAGGAACUCGGCUUGUAUAUCAUCGUUCGUCCGGGCCCUUAUGUCAAUGCUGAAGCCAAUGCUGGUGGCUUCCCCCUUUGGCUUACGACGGGUGAUUAUGGCACAUUGAGAAACAAUGAUACACGCUACACAGAGGCUUGGAAGCCUUACUUUACGGAGGUGACUACUAUCACCUCUAAGUAUCAGGUCACUGAUGGUCAGAACUCGAUCUGCUAUCAGAUUGAGAACGAGUAUGGAAACCAGUGGCUUUCGGAGGCUUCUCUGCGCGUUCCUAAUGAUACUGCUAUCCACUAUAUGGAGUUGCUCGAAGCCAACGCAAGGGAGAACGGUAUCACCAUUCCCUUGACUGCGAAUGACCCCAACAUGAACUCGCAUUCGUGGGGGAAGGAUUGGUCCGAUGAGGGUGGUAAUGUUGAUGUCGCAGGUGUUGAUUCGUACCCUUCAUGCUGGACUUGUGACUUGAGCCAAUGCACCUCUACCAAUGGCGCCUACGUCCCUUUCCAGGUCAUGGACUACUACAGCUACUUCCAAGAAUCCCAGCCAAACCAGCCCGGUUUCAUGCCCGAGUUCCAGGGUGGAUCUUACAACCCCUGGGGUGGACCGGAAGGUGGCUGUCCCGGAGACAUUGGUGACGACUUCGCCAACCUCUUCUACCGCUGGAAUAUUGGACAGCGCGUGACAGCCAUGUCUCUGUACAUGAUGUUCGGUGGUCAGAACCACGGAGCGAUGGCUGCCCCUGUCACAGCGACUAGCUAUGAUUACUCGGCGCCUAUCUCCGAAGACCGCUCCAUUUGGUCAAAGUAUCAUGAGACGAAGCUUUUGGCCCUGUUCACUCGGUCUGCCACCGAUCUCACCAUGACUGAUUUGAUUGGUAAUGGAACACAAUACACGGACAACAAGGCUGUGAAGGCGUUCGAGCUGCGAAACCCAGAAACCAAUGCGGCAUUCUAUGCGACAUUCCACACCAACACUUCUAUUUCCACGAAUGAGGCCUUCCAUCUGAAGUUGAAUACUUCCGCUGGAGUAUUGAAUGUUCCAAAGCGUGCUGCUUCAUUGCGAUUGAAUGGACACCAGUCCAAGAUCAUUGUGACAGACUUCUCAUUCGGCGGGAAGACGCUUUUGUACUCCACUGCUGAGGUUCUUACCUACGAGGUCUUUGACAAGAAGCCCACCCUUGUGCUUUGGGUUCCCACUGGCGAGUCGGGCGAGUUCAAUAUCAAGGGUGCCAAGAAGGGUUCCAUCAAGAAGUGUGAAGGCUGCUCAAAGGUCAAGUUUGUGAAGGAGCACGGUGGCUUGACCACUUCCUUCACUCAGUCCAAGGGAAUUACGAUCUUGGAAUUCGACAACGGUGUCCAAGUCGUUGUUCUCGAUAGAACUUCCGCUUACGACUUCUGGGCUCCCGCCAUCACGGAGAACCCAUUUGUUCCGGAGACUGAAAGUGUUUUCGUUCUGGGUCCAUACCUUGUUCGUGGUGCCAAGCUGUCUGGCAACAAGCUUUCUAUCACUGGUGAUGUGGUUAACGCAACCUCUUUGGAAGUCUUUGCUCCAAGGGCUGUGAAAUCAAUCACUUGGAAUGGAAAGAAGGUUGGAACCCACUCGACCGAAUAUGGAAGUCUGAAGGCGUCACUCAAGGCCCCCAAGUCUGUGAAAUUGCCAUCUCUGUCUUCGUGGAAGUCCAAGGACAGCUUGCCAGAGCGAUUCACCGAAUACGAUGACUCUGGCGCAGCCUGGGUUGACGCAAACCACAUGACAACACUCAACCCCCGAGUUCCAACCAGCCUACCAGUCCUCUAUGCAGACGAGUAUGGUUUCCACAACGGCGUCCGUCUCUGGCGUGGAUACUUCAACGGCACAGCCACAGGUGCCUUCAUCAACGUCCAAGGGGGAUCUGCAUUCGGCUGGUCCGCCUGGCUCAACGGCGAAUUCCUCACCUCCUACCUUGGUGAUGCAACCAAAUCCCAAGCAAACCUAACCCUAUCAUUCGCCAACGCCACACUAAGCACCACAACCCCCAACGUCCUCCUAAUCGUCCACGAUGACACAGGCCAUGACCAAACCACCGGUGCCCUCAACCCCCGCGGCAUCAUGGACGCCAACCUCCUAGGCUCAGAAACCGGCUUCACACACUGGCGUCUAGCCGGCACCGCAGGCGGCGAAUCAGACCUCGACCCCGUACGCGGCGUCUACAACGAAGACGGCCUCUACGGCGAGCGUCUCGGCUGGCAUCUUCCCGGAUUCGAUGAUUCGAAAUGGGAAAGCGCCGAUCUUUCUUUCACGGGUGCAUCGGUCCGCUUCUUCCGCACAACUGUUGAUCUCGAUUUACCUGCUGGAACCGAUAUCUCAAUCUCGUUUGUGCUUUCCACGCCUUCGGGUACGGAUAAGUAUCGUGCGCAAUUGUUUGUCAAUGGAUACCAGUAUGGUCGGUACCAUCCUUACAUUGGUAAUCAGGUCGUUUACCCUGUUCCAGUGGGUGUUUUGGAUUAUAAGGGGUCUAAUACGAUUUCUGUGGCUGUUUGGGCGCAGACUGAGGAGGGUGCUCAGAUUGGUGUUGACUGGAGAGUUAACUAUGUCGCCGAUAGUUCGUUGGAUGUUGCUUCCUUUGAUACUAAGGAGUUGAGGCCUGGGUGGACUGAGGAGAGGUUGAAGUUUGCUUAG